Molecule: messenger RNA, 4128 nt
Organism: Caenorhabditis briggsae
Lineage: Eukaryota; Metazoa; Nematoda; Chromadorea; Rhabditida; Rhabditidae
Exons: 16
Coding region: 1-4128 (1375 amino acids)
Source: RefSeq, a predicted model, not a curated record
AUGAGCCAACGAUCCUUCGGAAGCGACAUUGGAAAUACAUCAUUGAUGACGGCUGCUGACUCAUCGCUCAUAAAAUCGCCAAAUUCGCUGGAAAACGCCACAGAACAAAUGGAAAAACCGGAAAAUGGACAUGCAGCUUCCACUCGUCUGCCGAGACCAUUGGCCAUCGAAAUCUACACCAAAAUUCACAAUAGCACAUUCUCCAAGGACGAUCUGCUGGAUGAGAUCGAGGAUCUCGUGGACGAGAAGUACUACCCUGGUGAGAUCCUGAUGAGCCAAGGCAAGGAGUAUACGGUAGUGACGAGCGAGAAACGAGGCGGAUUGACACUCUACACAAUGGAGGACGGCACGAAGAUCGGACAUCGCGAUUUGAGACGAAAAAAGGGCCUAUCCCUUGAGGAAAUCCAACAAGCGACCCUAGAAGACGUGAUUCACGAGAAUGAGAAGGUGUGGAAAGUGAAAGAUGCCCUUCUAAAAGAGUGUCCGAUUCGGGAGACCAAGAAGUUCGCGCCCAUCUUCUCGUCGGCGAAUCGAAAGGCGCAGGCAGCCACGUCAUCAGCUUCUACAGUAAUCCAGGAGGAAGAUAAGAAGUCGGAUGGGGAGGAGGAGGAAGAGGAGCAGGAGAUCGGCUUGAAUACGCCGCUCCGCGUCCGUCCCUCCGGUGGUCCAGCCGCCUCGGCAAGUCGUCGUCAAAUGGAAAAGAAGAAGGAGAAGGAGGCAAAGGAAAAGGAGAAGUUGGAGAAGAAGGAGAAGGAAAAAGAGGAGAAAUUGAGGAAAAAAGAGGAGGAGAAGGCGAAAAAACAGGCAGAAAAAGACGAUAAAUUGAAGAAAAAAGCGGAAAAAGCGGUCAGGAAAUCGAUUGGGGGCGGAGCUUUGGGAUCUCAAGGCCUCAUCGAUCGAUUUGUGAAGAAGGCGGAGGAGAAUGGAGCGGAUUCGACGACGUCUUCUGGACAGCCAUCCAAGUGGUCGGAAAAACGAGUCGCGUUGGGGUUGAAGAAGGUUGAUGAGGCGUGGAAGAGACGGGAUCAGGAGGCGUUCAACGAGGCGUGCAUCUGGUGUGAGAAGAAUCUAUCCGGAAACCAACGAGCCACAUUCGAGAACCCCAUCUACAAGUUCGCCAUCCAGAAGUUGGUUGAUAAGACGAAGGAUAAGGCACUGAUCAGAGGAUGGAAGCGUGCUCAACAGGUCGAAUAUCGACACGAGAUGGCUGAGAAGAGACGGGCGGUCUACUCACAGUAUGAGCCUCAGAUCAAGGCUUGGUUCAAUGAGGACAUUGCACUCGACGAUCUGCUUGUCACCAGCACUACCCUGGACUUCCCCACCAACGCCAAACGCCUGGAUUGCGACGCAGAGCUGUUGAAGUGUAUGGAAAUCGCUCAAUACUUCGUCUCGAUGCGCAAGAUCCUGCUCUGGAACGAGAACAUCAGUGCUGAGCAAUUGCGAGAUGACCUCCAUCAAGGGCUCGAAGGCUUCCGACGGUCCACGUACAAGAUGAUUGCGAAUCUUCUGGAGACGGCACUUCAGGAGAAGGAAUUCGAGAAGGUCGCCCAUUGCAACGCCCGUCUAUCAGAAUUCCCGAUCACGGAGCACACCGUCUCCGAGCUCAUCCACGCCUUCUUCAUUGGGAACACCGAGACGAGCUUCAAACGAGACGCCAAGAAGCAGAAUCGAAUGGCUGGAUACGUGAUGGAAGAGGAUUCAGAAGAGUCGGAGCAUGAGGAAGAGGCUGAAAAUGAGCCAAAAUCCGAGGAAAAGGACCCCGAAAAUGGUCAGAAUGGCCCCCAAAUCGACCCCAAGCCCGAGGAAAAUGACCCAGAAGACGUCGAGGAUUCUGAAGAAGUGAUCCGUCGGCAGCGAAUCCUUGCUAUGUUCCAAAACCCCGCCCACAUCUACGAAUGGGCUCCGGCGGAGCAGCUAGAGGUGCUCUAUGAGCUCAAAGAGCUCGUCCACGACCUUCCAAUCAUUCGGGAGUGGUACUUGAGAGAUGCGAACACGGAGCAGCUCACUGGGCUCAAGGCAGCGGCGAAUAAGAUUGCCAAGAAGAUCGAGGACUUCCAACAGCAGCUAGCCGAUCUCCCUCCAGGCGGAAUCACCGAAGCCAUGUCACGUCAUCAGACGCGCGAGAUGGAAAAGGUGAUAAAGAAGAGGCAGAAUCUGGAGAAGGCGUUGGACGAUCUGAGGGAUGAGCUGGAGGAGAAUCGGGAGAAGUCAGCGAGGGAAAGGGACGAUUUGGAACGGAUCUAUCGAGUGAUCUCCAUUGGAAACGAUCGCCACUUGAGGAAGUACUAUUGGUUUGCAUAUAGCUCGGAUGCCGGGAUUUGGGUCCAAGAUUUUGGCACGACUUCCUACGAGAAAUGGGUCCGCGAUUGUCGUGAGAAGGGAUUCAUGGACAUUGAGUCGUUGGAUGUGGAGAAUCGACCCGAAUAUGAGGAUUUACCCAUCACGUCAUCAGAAUGCACAGAAGUCUGGUAUAAGCUGGAUACGGAGUCCGACGUCAAGGAGCUCCUCCAAUCCCUGGCGAAGAACGGGAAACGCGAGAAGCCGCUGAAGAAGUACCUCUCAAACAAUUUGGACGACAUUCUGUCGAGUAUUCGGAAGCCAGUGAAGAAAGAAGACGUCAAGAAGGUGACGCCAGAAGACGUCGUCACGACGGAUUCAGAAUCCAUGGAAGAUGAGCAAUUGGGUGAUGAGACUGCCGAGGAGGAGGCUCCAGUGGUUUCCAAGUUCCAGGGACCAUUUGGAUCCCUUAAACAGACGAUGAUGGACUUCCUGAGGGAUUAUCAGCAGUCUGGAAUCACUAAAAUCGGAGAUUUGCAAGUUUUCGAGGGACGACUUCUGGAUGCUAAUAACUUGGACGAAAUGAAACGUCUGUUCAUCGAGCUGGUGACCUCGAUUCCAAAAGAAUGCUUGAUUGAGAAAUACAAAAUGGACGUGGCUCUUGUGAAAAGUGAGUUUCCAGGCAUUCUAGGGGUCCCUGGUUCGAUCCCCGCUGUGGCAUCGCAAUUUUUUACUUUUUCGAUUUUUGGAUUUUUCACGUUUUGUCACAUUUCCAGGCUGAGCAACCUCGGAAAAUCUCUAAAAACUCCCAAUUUUCUUCCAGAAUGCUUCUCGCACCUCAUCAUCCCACGCUUCUGUCGUCGUGUGGAAGAAGCUAAGAAUCCGUCGUGUCUUCACAUGCUUCUGGCCUAUUUCGAUGCACGAAUCGAUCGUCAGAGGACGUUACCAGAGCUGCCAUGCCAAGUGUGCCGCAGAAAGAACGGAACCCAACGAAAGCUGAUGUGCAAGCAGUGCGCUACCGUAUUCCACUACAAUUGCCACCGACCGGCGAUCAGUCCCGCGUUGUUUGAGGAGGAAGGAUUUAAGGAGCGUUGGUGGUGUGCAAAAUGCACCAAAGAGGAUCGUCGUCGUCAACUCGAAGAGGCCAGGGCCAAAACUGAAGAGAAUCGAGGAUCCGGGGACGAAAGCGCGGGUUCUGAUGAGGAGGAAGAAGACGUGGAUAUGCUGGACGAGGAGGAGCAGAUGUCCCGAGGAAGAAGCGCCAAGCGAAAGGCCAACGCGGCGAUGAGAGACGUUUUGGAGUUUGAAGGCGUGCUGAGAGCCCCGACACAGCCGCCAGCGCCCAAGAAAGUCAAGAAGGACGUCGUCUUGGAGGACCAAAAACAAAUAGAAACCUUAUUUUUGGGGGUCCCUGAUUCGAUCCCCGCUGUGCCAUCGAAAUUUUUUGCUUUUUCGAUUUUUCGAAUUUUCGUGAAAAUCAAAUUUCUAAGCCAUUUUAGGGUCAUUUCUAGCCAAUUUUUACUCCAAAAACCUGUAAAUUUCGUCCCAAAACUCAUAUUUUCAUGUUUUCAGGAGGUCCAAGAGCUAUUCGACUCCAUCGAACGGGCCAAUCCCCGUCUCUACAAGCUUAUCCAGACAGUGCCAUCUCAAUCGCGCUCCACACGAAACUCCACCCACGAAUGUCGCUCUCUGAUGGAGAUCGAGGAGGAUUUGGACGUCUACACGUCUGCGGAUCAGCUCCACGACCAUUUGACGCAGUUCUUCCAGCACGCGCGCGGAUGGGUCGAAACUCAUAACUCGCGAAAGCUCGACGACCUGGAUGACCUCAUUUCGGAGCUAAAUUUCGUUUAA